AUGGUUGAUGGCUAUGGUUCGACGGAGACGGGAACAGUCUCUGGCAUGCCAUUGUCGAAAGAGCUCAUCGGCAACAAGGCGGGCUCUGUGGGCCUCCCAGGCCCGUUGACGGCGGUCCGGGUCGUAGACGAACGGGACGAGGAUGUUUCUAUUGGUGUAUCUGGAGAGAUCCUAGUCUCCGGUCCGAGCGUGACCCCGGGCUAUUGGAAUCAGCCAGAAGAAAACCUUACCGCUUUCACGACAGACGGGUGGUUCCGUACUGGCGACGUUGGGCGAGUUGACGAGGACGGUUAUGUCUUUUUGAUUGACAGGCAAAAGAACAUGUUCAUCUCGGGAGGAGAAAAUGUGUAUCCUGCUGAAGUCGAGGCUGCAAUGGCUGAGCACCCUGGUGUGGUUGAUGUUGCAGUUGUCGGUGUGCCGGAUCAGUUCUGGGGCGAAGCCGGGCGCGCCUACAUAGUUGCAGCACCUGGCUUUCAACUCACACACGCAGACUUGGUAGAUCAUUGCCGUUCACUGAUUGCUCGGUACAAGGUGCCAAGAGAAACUGUAUUCGUUGGGGAUUUCCCUCGGACGGGCUCAGGCAAGGUUCAGAAGCACCUACUAGCAGACGUGUCUGUGGCAAGACUGUAG
Messenger RNA from Colletotrichum spaethianum, 630 nucleotides. RefSeq names its product 3-[(3aS,4S,7aS)-7a-methyl-1, 5-dioxo-octahydro-1H-inden-4-yl]propanoyl:CoA ligase. Bases 1 to 630 code for a protein of 209 amino acids. The transcript has a single exon. Lineage: Eukaryota; Fungi; Ascomycota; Sordariomycetes; Glomerellales; Glomerellaceae. Gene Ontology annotation, biological process: fatty acid metabolic process. The record is from RefSeq and is a predicted model, not a curated record. Gene Ontology annotation, molecular function: medium-chain fatty acid-CoA ligase activity.